Molecule: messenger RNA, 4611 nt
Organism: Colletotrichum paranaense
Lineage: Eukaryota; Fungi; Ascomycota; Sordariomycetes; Glomerellales; Glomerellaceae
Exons: 5
Coding region: 1-4611 (1536 amino acids)
Molecular function (GO): protein binding; ADP binding
Source: RefSeq, a predicted model, not a curated record
AUGACCGCCUCUACACUUAACAAGGCGAACGCACUAGCAUCAUUUGUUCUUCAAUCGGCACCCUAUCCAUACGCUGAUCUUGUCCAAGGUCUUUCAAACUUCAAAGCUUCGGACGCUAUUAAGUCGAUCUCUGUGCUGACCUGGAUAGUUCCCAGUCACAUGAUGUAUCCUCGUCCCUCAUCGACAGUCUAUGCUACCACACGUUCUGGGAAAGACCGGAAAUCAGCUUUCGGCGAAAAGACUCUAAUAGCAGCCAAGUUCGAAGAGUGUCGUGAAACUUUACAAAGCGUCUGUACGAUUUGCGAAAAUCUCAAGAGAAACCACCCUGAGAUUGAACUUGAUAUUUCCGAUCAAGUUUUGACAUCAUUCCAAACCUGGGGCAAUGACAUCGGGGCCUCCAGUUACUAUCUGGACCGAAGUCUACGGCUGAAUCAAAGGCUUCGUGACCAGGUUCUUGUGCUAUUGAAUGUCUUUCAAGAUGAACUUAGACAAGACAUUGAAGCUCUCCAGUACAUAACCUACCAACGGAACGAAACAGAGUUGGCUGACCAUCCUUUUGACGAUGAUUUGGGUCUACAAAGCCCACUGCAGCAGACCGAAGGCACACGCAUAGCUGUCGAAAUCCAAGAGGUUUUACUUUGUGCUGAGGAGACGCUGGAGCAGCUCAAGUCUCUCAAUCCUGCCCUGAGAGAGGCUUAUCCAGACGACCUAAAUGGCGGCUCUGGAAGCUUGAAUGCUUCCAGCGACCGACUAGAGAAUCCAUCGCGUUACCAUGUAGAGUUGACAAGAUCAAUGUUUCCUGGAGCAUCAAAAGUUUUGAUUGAAAGACUUGGACGAGCCAACUGGAUACGACAACAAUCUCUGGGUGUUGUGCGGGAGAGAAGGGCUAUUGGUAUGAGCACUAGGGCCAAGGUCCCUAAACUUGGUCUUCGGCAGGGCCCCCGGCGUGAUGUCGCUGUUGACGUAUUCAACUUCCAGCAGCCAGCCCUCAAGGGCGGCAGCGAUCACACGAAAGCCUCGGUCCCUCGAAUUGAAGAGACUCCGGAAAGACCGCACAAGCACGACUCUAUCUUUGCCUCGAACCACAGCUCUUCUUCACAUGCAGAGGUUUCCGUUGCACCACCCCUCCUCUCUCGCCCCCAUUUCUCUCGCGCAGCAUCCUUCACUUCUUACGCGCAGUCCACGGCUCGGAAGCCAGGUCCACCACCUUUUAUACAGGGGCCCGAUCAUCGAGAAGUACCAUUACCGCCUAGAUCCUUGGAUGGUCAGCCAUUCACCUGUCCGUAUUGCUGUUUUGAGGUUAAUCUAUACAAUGAGUUGACAACCACUGAAGAUUGGCAAGCUCAUGUGUUUGAAGAUUUACUCGCUUAUGUCUGCACUUUCGAUCAAUGCGACAGGAGCCGCAAAGCAUACGGUACGCGGGACGAGUGGUACCAUCACGAGCUACAGUGUCAUCUUAUACCGCAGGUGUGGAAUUGCGAGCCUUGUCAGAAGGAAUUCAAGACCAAGUCAGACUUGAAACAACAUUUCUUGAACUCACACUCAACUGACUUCUCACCGGAUGAAGCGACUCAAAUGGUGUCGUUCCUAAGGCCGAUUCAUUCUCGCGAGCCAUUCUCGCGAGAAAGAUGCCCACUGUGUCCGUGUCCGUUGGACCCGGCACAGAUGAAGGAGCACAUAGCAGGGCACUUGGAGCAAUUGGCUUUGACAGCUGUGUGUGGGGAGGAGCCUACGGAAGAAGAUGACAGCGAUGAUAUCAUGUCUCAAAGCGCUAGCGACACCAUGUCCGAGAGGGAAACUAAAAUACGGAUGCUGCAUGCCUUUGCUGAAGAGCAAGGCGCACACUUCGGACAACGUCCAAAACCGGCCGAAAACAUCGAUGAAAACGAUAUCGCUGAUGUUUCGGACGAGGACGAACCGUUAUCGGACUACUCUAGGGCAGCUGGGGGUCAAUUACCCGGUUCCUCGGGUGCUUGGAGAGUGCAGGAGUUGAUGAGUGAUGGCACUCGUCCGAGCCGCCAUGUCGAACAAAGCUCAGGACGAAUCCUUCAUCGACCUCGAUCUGACACUGACUCGACACAGAGGUUUCCACUUGUCGAAACAAGAACCUUUCCCAAAGAUGAAGGUUUCAAAGGACGUGAAAAAGAGCUGGCCAAUCUCUACAAGAUACUAUCAGAACCUGGCCGGGUAUAUGUUCUGAGUGCCGAGGGUGGCAUGGGGAAAACAACUCUGGCCGCUGAGUUCACAUACAGAUACGAGCAGUCUUUCGAGUACAUAUUCUGGGUUCAGGCUGAGACACAAGUUGGUGCUUCAGAAACCUUCAAUCAGAUUGCUCUUGUACUAGACCUAGCAGCACCUGGCACUGAUCAAGAGGAGCUUACGAAAAUCGGGCGUGAGUUUUUGGAAAACACCAAGAAGCGAUGGCUGAUGGUUCUCGACAACGUGGAGAAGUGGGAAAAUAUUGACGGGUUCACGCCAAUGAAAACAUCAGCGACAACCGGAAGUAUUCUGAUCACCACGAGAUACCAAGGGCUCACAGCACCAUCAAGGCCAAUCAACUACUAUCGGAAGACACUCGAGGAGCUGCCAACGGAGGAGGGAAGGGAACUUCUGCUUCACGGGCUUCCCCUGGAUCUUCGCCCGUCCAGUUACUCCCUGAGAGAUCCCGAGUACAAGGCCGCGGGAGAUCUGGCAACUCUAGCCGGCUUGCCAUUGGUAAUUGUUCUGAUCACUGGGUACAUGAAGGCAAUGAAUUGUAAGCCGUCUGAGUUUGCCACCUACUGGGAUUCGUGGUGGAUGGACAAUAAUCCAGGCUCUGGUCCAGAAGACCAGAAAACCACCAAGGGGAAGCUUGACACAAUCAUGAAAAUUUCCACGGAGGAUCUCAGCAGCGAUGCAAACAAGGUGCUCCGGAUAUUGUCUUUCUUAGACAGCGACGGAGUUCCAAAAGACCUUUUGGUCGUUGAGAAAGGUCAGAGUGGGCCGCCAUAUUUACAAGCCUUCAGGAUCGAGAAAAUCUUGAGUCAGUUGAUUUCCAAGCACUUCAUCUCUGAGAAGACACAAGACAACAAAAAGAUGUACAUCGUUCACCGAUCUGUGCAGAUCAGAAUCUCCCGAGAGCUUCACAAGAAGACUCGACAAGCUGAGGAGCUGUUCAAACUGACUGUCGAGUUGGUCCGUCGACGGCUCCCGCGGCCUUCUUUGGACUUCCCAGACCAACAGAAAUGGAGCCAUUUCAAGGAAUACUUGCCACAUGUUGCGACCCUCCAGAAGAUUUAUUCCGAUCAGGGUACGGUUAUCGCUUUGACACCUUUCGUCGAACUUGCCGAGUUGUUCAAGGAUGGCGGAGUGUUCCUGUGGCAAAGGUUCCUCCGAAAUGACGCCAUGCGGCUUCUGUUGGCUGCAGAGAGAAUCCUCGACCAACUGGAAACGAAUCACGAUGAGCUGAGAGCUGAGAUCCACGUUACAAUGAACCUCUUGCUCCAAUAUCUUGGUAUUUCCCGUCGCAAGGAAAUUAGUGAGCGGGCGAAGAAGAUACUAGACUUCAACCAAAAUCGUGCAAGGCAGCUGGAAGCUUCAGGCAAGCUCAGCGAUGUGGACAGGAUCCGAGUCAUCAACGCUUUCGCGGACUACGCCAACUCAUUGCUCCAGGGCAACGACUUCAAAGCUGCCGAGUCGAUCUACAAAGGCUGUCAUGAACGACUGCUUACCAUCACCUCUGAAGAAUCGGAUCCCUUCUCCUUUGCAAAGCUUGCCCAUCACAUGGCUUAUUGUAGUAUGUAUCGGCACGAUUUCGGGGAAGCCAUCCUGCUUGCCGAGAGGGCUAUUCGACUCAUGCAAGUAUUUGGCGACAAGUUGCUUGUUCUGCGAUUUCAGUUCGACCUUGCCUGCAUCGUGCUGCAGAGUGGCGACUUGAAGGGCUCCCUAGACCAGCAUGAGAUUAUCCUAGCUGAGAGGAUUAGGCUUCAGGGUAAAGACAGCUACUUCACUUUACAAAGUCAGUAUGCUGUGGGUGCAUUGUAUUCCUAUCUAGAAAGAUGGAACGACGCCGAGUGGCAGGUCAACAACGCCUUGCAGAAAGCCGAAGGUAAGCCGGGGAAAAGUGUCUGGUCAGAUGCUGCGACCGCGAGAGCCAAGUUCCAUCUAUCCCAAAUAUUGAAAGCGCAGAAUGGUGGCAAGAUGUCAAAGGAUGCAGAAAAGCUAGCCCAAGAAGGGAAGGACGUGUUAUCAAAGCUACUUGUGUAUGAUGACAUCUCUGGAGUCGAGGAGGAAGAUACACUAGCACUGUUCGAUCAUUUGCAGCCGGUCUUCGGAGGACGUUGGACGGGAAUGAGUCUUUUGAAACUGGCAGCUCCCAAAGCAAAUGCUCACUUCAGGCCUCCUGUUCGCCGAGGAGGGCAAGGUGCGCGGUCAUGUAGUCAUGUCGGUGCUGCAAAGAUCCUCUGCUUGCAGCCCCUUGAAAGCAGCCUCGGAAAUCUAUCCCGCCCUCUCCACGGUCCAUGUCGACAAGACCGCCUCGCCAGGGUGACAUGUGACUAUGGAUUCGCCAACAGCGAGGUUGGUUCUAGCUGCGCCGUGUGGCAUCCGCAAUGCCCAGCCGGCGAUGAGUGA